Molecule: messenger RNA, 1578 nt
Organism: Macrobrachium nipponense
Lineage: Eukaryota; Metazoa; Arthropoda; Malacostraca; Decapoda; Palaemonidae
Product: collagen alpha-2(I) chain-like
Exons: 3
Coding region: 1-1578 (525 amino acids)
Source: RefSeq, a predicted model, not a curated record
AUGAUUCAGAGAAGAAUAGUGGAGUGCCAAAAGAAGGCGCAGAGGAUUGAGAGAAGCCCCAGGAGAAUUGAAAGGAUUCAGUGGCAUAUUCUGAUUCUAAGACUAACCACAGGGUUUCUGUUUGCAAGGACGGCGGGCCAGGCCCGCCGAGCCAGCCCGGUACGGGCAGGCGGGCGGGCCAGGAGGUCUGCCGAGCCAGCCUGGUACGGGCAGGCGGGCGGGCCGGAAGGUCUGCCGAAGCAGGCCCGGUACUGCGGGCAGGCGGGCGGGCCGAAAGGCUGGCGGGCCGAAAGGUCUGCCAAGCCGGCCUGGUACUGCGGGCAGGCGGGUGCCGUGGGCCGGAGGUCUGCCGAAGCAGGCGGUACUGCGGGCAGGCGGGCGGGCCGAAAGGUCUGCCAAGCCGGCCUGGUACUGCGGGCAGGCGGGCGGGCCGGAAGGUCUGCCGAAGCAGGCCCGGUACUGCGGCAGGCGCGGGCCGUAAGGUCUGCCAAGCCGGCCUGGUACUGCGGACUAGCGGACAGGCGGGCGGGCCGGAAUGUCUGCCGAGGCAGGCCCGGUACUGCGGGCAGGCGGGCGGGCCAUAAGGUCUGCCAAGCCGGCCUGUCUGCUGGCUGGCGGGCGGGCGGGCCGGAAUCAGGCCAAAUCAGCCCGGUACUGCGGGCAGGCGGGCGUUUCCGGAAAUGGUCUGCAAGGCCGGCUGUAUGCGGGCAGGCGAAUCUGCCGGAAAGGUCGCCGAAAGAAGGCCUGGUACUGCGGGCAGGCAAGCAGCGGGCGGGCCGAAGGUCUCCAAGCCGGCCUGGUACUGCGGGCAGGCUGGGGGGGCGGGUCCGGAAGGUCUGCCCGAAGCAGGCCCGGUUACUGCAGGCGGGCGGGCGGGCGGGCCGAAAAGGUCUGCCAAGCCAGCCUGGUACUGCGUGGCAGGCGGGCGGGCCGGAAGGUCUGCCAAAGCAGGCCCCGUUACUGCGGCAGGGCGGGCGGGGUUGGGCCGAAAGGUCUGCCAAGCCGCCUGGCGGGCGGGCCGAAAGGUCUGCCAAGCCGGCUGGUACUGCGGGGGAGGAGGCGGGCGGGUGCCGGAAUGGUCUGCAGAAGCAAGGACCUGGUACUACGCGGGCAGGUUUGCGGGCGGGCCCAGAUGUCUGCCAAGCCGGCCCUGGUACUGCGGCAGCGGGGCGGGCCGAAGGUCUGCCGAAUCUUAGGCCCGGUAACUACCGGGCAGGCGGGCGGGCCGAAAGGUUCUGCCAAGCCGGCCUGGUACUAGCGGGCAGGCGGGGCGGGAACCGGAAUGGUCUGCCGAAAGCACCGGCCCGGUACUUCGGGCAGGCGGGCGGGCCCGGGCCGAAAGGGAUCUGCCAAGCCGGCCGGCCUGGCGGUACUGCAGGGGCAUUGGCGGCGGGCGGGACCGGAAGGUAUGCCGAAUCAGGCCUGGUACUUCGGGUUCAGCGGGCCGGGUUCCGAAAGGUCUGCCAAGCCGGCCUGGUACUGCGGCUGGCGGGCGGGCGGGCCGGAAGGUCUGCCGAAGCAGGUCCGGAUGGUAACUGCGGGCAGGCGGGCGGGGGUUGGGGCGGGGCGAAGGUCUGA